AUGGGACAAUUUCAUCAAUCUGCCCUUUACAGCAGUUCAUCCCAUUUACAGCCGCCGGAAGAAAAAGUCCCCUACAAAGAUACCAUCAUCAUUUCUCCUUUGGCCGCUCGCUCUCCAAGUCCACCUAAGGUCACGAUUGAAAUUGGGCCUCCUUCUCCAUCACCACCUCUUUCUCCUCCUCCACAACCUGCUGCUUCUCCUCCUCCUUUGCAGACUUACGGUCGUGAUUCCCACCGCAAUGUUUUAACCUUUCCCUCCCCUGCUGCAACGGAAGGAAAUAUAGUCAGGCCCAAAAGUCUGAACACUGGCGCAAGGCCAUGGUCGACGAAUUUAAUGCUUUACAGAGAGCUGGCACUUGGACUCUGGUUCCUUCCACGCCUACUAUGA
Molecule: messenger RNA, 387 nt
Organism: Prunus armeniaca (apricot)
Lineage: Eukaryota; Viridiplantae; Streptophyta; Magnoliopsida; Rosales; Rosaceae
Source: the annotation of a GenBank genome assembly